This is a messenger RNA of Apis florea (little honeybee), 976 nucleotides long. RefSeq lists its product as uncharacterized. Lineage: Eukaryota; Metazoa; Arthropoda; Insecta; Hymenoptera; Apidae. The record is from RefSeq and is a predicted model, not a curated record.
GCAGUUCUUAUUAUGAAUUUUUAUUCUACCUGCCAAAUUAUAUGACAUUUCGAUUUAUUAACAUUUAAAAUUUUAGUAAUUAUUAAACACUUAAAUUAAUUGAGUAUGUAACAAUUUUGAUCGCAUCAACGAACCGCGAUCAUCAAUUCCACAAAACACUUACAAUAUGAAAACUUAACAAUUUUUUUAAUACAUCAACCAAAAUAAUAUUCAUCAACAGAAAGAAAUAAGUUAUUGAACAGGACAAAAUGAGUCGACGUCCAGGUCUAACAAGAACUGAACAACUUCGUCAAGCCAGAACUGCCAGAGAGCUUGAAAGGCAAGAAAGAGCUGCAAGACCACCACCAGAACCAAAAGUACGCAGACGGCACAUUAGGCCUGAACCAAAAAAACUGGACUUCACUAGACCAGCAAUGACUAAAGCAAUGUUAGCUAGAGUAAAACAAGCUGAAAAAUUUAAACAAGAGUAUGAACGUAAGCAUGAAGUUCACCUACCUAGGAGAACACCUGCACCGAUAGGAGGUGAUCCCAGAUUGGGUAGGGAAAGAAUACCACCAAGACGUCCUCCUCCACGCGCACCUCCGGCUGUAACUCCACGACCUGUAAGUCCAGUUGCUGGACCUAGUGUACCCCGUGUACCUUCUCCUCCUAGGAGACCUGUUACUCCUAAAAAACCUGUACCUAAAAAAACCACUGAUUUAGCUAAAAUGAUGAAUGCUGAUGUAAUUCAAGCUGAACCAGUUGGUGAUGGAGUAAUAAAUAAUAUUGUAAUACCUCCUGGAGCAGUAAAUGAAGAACGUACUACUAUUAUUAGUGUAGCACAACCACCUGUAGAGGAAACACAAAUAUCACAAGCAGUUAAUCGUUCAAUUCAAGUGAUCAGGUGAUUUUAUAAAAAUUUUUUUUUCUGCAAUAAUAACAAAGCAUAUAUCACUUUUGACAGUGAAACUCUUAAUGAGCAAGAUGCUGCAGAAUC